UCCCUGUUUCAUUGUGUGCCUGGGAACAACCCGCACAUGUGAGACUGGGACUCACAUGUCUUUCUCUUUCUGUGGGGUCAGAGGUUGGAGCAGGCCCACAAUGGAUGCCCUACAGCUGGCAAAUUCGGCUUUUGCUGUUGAUCUGUUCAAACAGCUGUGUGAAAAGGAGCCAGCAGGCAAUGUCCUUUUCUCUCCAAUCUGUCUCUCCACCUCUCUGUCACUUGCUCAAGUAGGUACCAAAGGUGACACAGCAGAUGAAAUCGGACAGGUUCUUCAUUUUGAAAAUGUCAAAGAUGUGCCCUUUGGAUUUCAAACAGUUACCUCGGAUGUAAAUAAACUUAGUUCCUUUUAUUCUUUGAAAUUAAUCAAGCGGCUCUAUGUAGACAAAUCUCUGAACCCUUCUACAGAAUUCCUCAGCUCUACAAAGAGACCAUAUGCAAAAGAACUGGAAACUGUUGAUUUCAAAGAUAAACUGGAUGAAACGAAAGCUCAGAUCAACAGCUCCAUUAAGGAUCUCACAGAUGGUCACUUUGAGAACAUUUUAUCUGACAACAGUGUGAGUGACCAGACCAAAAUCCUUGUGGUUAAUGCUGCCUACUUUAUUGGAAAGUGGAUGAAGAAAUUUCCUGAAUCAGAAACAAAGGAAUGCCCUUUCAGAGUCAGCAAGUCAGACACCAAACCAGUGCAAAUGAUGAAUAUGGAGGCCACAUUCUGUAUGGGAAACAUUGAUGAUAUCAGUUGUAAGAUCAUAGAGCUUCCUUUUCAAAACAAGCACCUCAGCAUGCUCAUCCUGCUCCCCAAGGACGUGGAGGAUGAGUCUACGGGCUUGGAGAAGAUUGAAAAACAACUCAACUCCGAGACCCUGUUGAAGUGGACCAACCCCAGCACCAUGGCUAAUGCCAAAGUCAAACUGUCCCUUCCGAAAUUUAAAGUGGAAAAAAUAGUUGACCCUAAGGAUAGUCUGGAAAGCUUAGGGCUGAAAAAUUUAUUUAGCGAAAGUACAUCUGAUUUCUCUGGAAUGUCAGAAACCAAGGGAGUGGCCCUAUCAAACGUGAUUCACAGAGUGUGCUUAGAAAUAACUGAAGAUGGCGGAGAUUCCAUAGAGGUGCCAGGAUCCCGGAUCCUGCAGCACAAGGAUGAAUUCAAUGCUGACCACCCAUUUAUUUACCUCAUCAGGCACAACAAAACGCGAAACAUCAUUUUCUUUGGCAAGUUCUGUUCUCCUUAAGUGGUAGAUCCCAAGUUCAAUCACAACAAUUUAUCUGUGGAUGCAGAUUUCUCUAAACUCUGCAACUAGAGAAUCACUUUCUAAAUGCAAUAAAUUGUUAGUGUUGUUGGAUCAGGAUGCAGCCAGUAUUUGUCAUGUAUAGCCUUCACAUUAAUGGGCCCUUCUUUUCUAAUUCUUUGUUUCAUUUUUUUUUUACCUCCAUAAAAGAAAAAGAUAUAUACUUUUGAUGAAAAAGAAGCACAUUAAUGGAAAAAAAUUCUGUAUUAGUCAAACUGUUCAGGGUUUUGGGGGAAAAUGGCUUUCCACACAAAACAAUUCCUAUCAGGAAGAUCCAAAGAAAUUUGUUCCCAGAAGUUUGCCUUUCUUCAUCAGGAUAUAGAAUGUUCCAGAAAUUCUGAAAAUCUAAAGAAACUCUAGUGCAUGGGACCUAGAAAAACUAUUCCCAUUUAGUGAAACAUGCAUAAUAUUUUCUCUAUUGUACAAGUCCUUAUGUUAAACUUUGUGAGACAAAUCUUUUUUCUCAAACUUUUAAGUUUUGGGAUUUUAGGAAAAUAACAUGUUGUACGUAUGGCUCGGUGCUUUUGGUAUUCUCUAGAAAACCAUCAGUGGGUCUGCACCAGCACUGUAUAACUCAGAACCUUAAUGGUUCUGUGUGAAUACUCACACAAAGUAGGCAAAAGAAGACUAUAGUCUAUAAGUGGCCAAAUUUUGCUUACAAACAUGUAUGCUACCAGCUUAUAAACACAUUUUACAGAAUGUUUUUAGAUUUUAAAAUACUGAGUAAAGAAUUAUAGAUCCAUAGUAGUGUAAGAUGCUAAAGGAGAAACAGCUUUUAUUUAAAAAUUGAUUUUCAUUUCUAAUAAAUGUUUCACUUGGUCAUUUGGUGCUGGCCUGGUGUCAGGUUUCUAAUUGAUUCAGAAGGUUUUGGUUGUCUGACACAAGGACUAUCCCAGUAGCAGAAAAAGCAAAACAAAACAGACUUUUGGUGUUGAAGGAAGUUGGUUCUGUCUAAUGUGAUGAAGGGGAAAAAAUGAGGAAACUAAAACCUUUAGAAAAUGUUAACAAAAAUGCCUUGACCCAUUUGUUUUUCAGUCAGUGGGUGCAGUUACUUUAGACAAUGAGUCUGUAAUUUAUACUAAUGGUACUUUAUAAAGUGGUUCUGAGAAGCUAUCUAUGCUAUGGCUUGUGUAUUAAUUCACUACCAAAGGACAUAAUCACAGAUUUUGUGGUAUUCUCUCCCUCAUUCUUCCUUGCUAUUCAGUGUAAAGAGAUUUUUCUUCCUCUGAAGUUUCAAUAUUGAAUUAGUUCUGUGCUAUUGGCAAUACAAUUUCACUGAAUUAUAUGUCUUUUUUCCCCAUUAAGUUGGAUAUGCUACUUUGAAAUAAAGUCAAGCCAUCCAUUUAUGAAAACAUCCUUGAAUAUGAAUUCCCCUUUGGUGAUUGAAGUAGACUAAAAAGGAAAGAAUAAUUCUUACUUGUGUUUUCCUUCUUCCUUGCUAUUUGCUCUUUCAUUCCAUUUAUUCA
Octodon degus (degu) is the source of this 2751-nucleotide messenger RNA. RefSeq names its product serpin family B member 5 (gene Serpinb5). Bases 56 to 1228 code for a protein of 390 amino acids. The transcript has 7 exons. The record is from RefSeq and is a predicted model, not a curated record. Gene Ontology annotation, molecular function: serine-type endopeptidase inhibitor activity. NCBI's taxonomy places the organism in Eukaryota, Metazoa, Chordata, Mammalia, Rodentia, Octodontidae. Gene Ontology annotation, biological process: negative regulation of endopeptidase activity.